Messenger RNA from Clarias gariepinus (North African catfish), 1609 nucleotides. RefSeq names its product serine and arginine rich splicing factor 6a (gene srsf6a). Gene Ontology annotation, biological process: alternative mRNA splicing, via spliceosome; mRNA splice site recognition. Gene Ontology annotation, molecular function: mRNA binding. NCBI's taxonomy places the organism in Eukaryota, Metazoa, Chordata, Actinopteri, Siluriformes, Clariidae. Gene Ontology annotation, cellular component: ribonucleoprotein complex; nucleus; cytoplasm. The record is from RefSeq and is a predicted model, not a curated record.
AUGCGCAGCCUGAAUCGCUCAGCGACCUGCUGUGGAAGAGCGCUGCCCGCCAUGCCUCGCGUUUACAUCGGCCGUCUGAAUUACCACGUCCGCGAGAAGGACAUACAGCGGUUCUUCAGCGGAUAUGGAAAACUGAUGGAAGUCGACCUAAAAAAUGGUUACGGCUUUGUGGAGUUUGAGGACACGCGCGAUGCGGAUGAUGCCGUGUAUGAGCUGAAUGGGAAGGAGCUGUGUGGAGAGAGGGUGAUGGUGGAGCAUGCCAGGGGACCUCGCCGUGACCGGGACGGAUACGGAGGAGGAGGCGGCAGCGGAGAAAGGGGAGGUGGUGGUGGUGGUGGUGGUGGUGGAGGAGGCGGCGGAGGUUAUUAUGGAGGCGGACGCAGUGGCUACAGCAGCCGGAGUCGCUCGGGCCGGGACAAAUACGGCCCUCCGGUGCGCACCGAGUACCGGCUCAUCGUGGAGAACCUUUCCAGUCGCUGCAGCUGGCAGGACCUCAAGGACUUCAUGCGCCAGGCAGGGGAGGUGACGUACGCCGACGCCCAUAAGGAGCGCGCCAACGAGGGUGUAAUCGAGUUCCGCUCUCACUCGGACAUGCGCAGGGCUCUGGAGAAACUGGACGGAACCGACAUCAACGGCAGGAAGAUCCGUCUAAUCGAGGACAAUCCGCGUCGACGCCGCUCGUACUCCGGCAGUCGCUCCAGGUCCCGCAGUCGCCGGCGUUCCCGUAGCAGGAGCCGCCGCAGCAGCCGAUCCCGCAGCAAGUCCAGGUCCCACUCAAGGUCUCGCUCCCGCCGGCGCCGCUCUCAUUCCAGAUCCCAAGACAAGUCCCGCUCCAGGUCGGGUCGCAAGUCUCACUCCAAAUCUCCAUCCAGCAAAUCUCCCUCUCGGAAAUCUCGCUCUCGCACGCAGAAAUCCCACAGCAGGUCUCGGUCUCGCUCCGGCGACCGCCAGUCGCGAUCCAAGAGCACUUCCAAAGUGAAGUCGGACCGCGACUCUCGCAGCCGAUCAAAAGAGAAAUCCCCUGUUAAGAAAUUGCGCAGUCGCUCGCCGUCGCCCACUGAGAACGGAAACGAGGAACGGGCCAAAUCCAAAUCACCCUCGCGCUCGCCGUCUCCUCCGGUCGAGAAGAGCGGCUCAAAAUCUCCCGAGCGUCGCUCGCGCUCUCGUUCGCGCUCAAAAUCCCCCUCUCGUUCUAAAUCCAGGUCUCGAUCCAGAUCCGCCUCACAGGACUAAACCACGUCCGUCUAAACGGUGCGUUUCUGAACCUCGCACCGUGAUGCGGCUCCUUAUCCGAUCUCUGCCAGAUAGAGUAAACGUUUUAUACACUGCAUUAGUAGGAAAGAGCGGAAUUAUGGAUCAUCUUUCUCAACGUCCAUAAGCAUAAAAUUAGUAUAAUUCAACGACCUUCCCGUGACCUGAAUCGCUCCAUGUGUCCCAUAUCUCCCCCCCCAGUCGAUUCAGGAGACAACGAAGCGAGAGAAGUCGAGGUGAUGUGUUUGUGGUUCUGUGAUAAACCCCGUCUUACUCAUCAUCCAGUUUAAACGUCCCCUGUUUUUAAAUCAUGUGUCCAUUUUUAUUGUCCCUUUUAUUAAACUUCUCACUGAUCCAA